Chelonoidis abingdonii (Abingdon island giant tortoise) is the source of this 667-nucleotide messenger RNA. Lineage: Eukaryota; Metazoa; Chordata; Testudines; Testudinidae. The record is from RefSeq and is a predicted model, not a curated record.
ACUGACACCAUGUGCCAGAUCCUGCCCAAAGGGGUGGUGUCGGUUCUGGGCCCAGCUUCGAGUCCAGCCUCGGCCGCCACCGUCAGCCACAUCUGUGGGGAGAAGGAGAUCCCCCACGUGAAGGUGGGCCCCGAGGAGACCCCCCGGCUGCAGUAUCUUCGCUUUGCCUCCGUCAGCCUCUACCCCAGCAACGAGGACCUGAGCCUGGCCCUGGCCCGGAUCCUGCAGGCCUUCAACUCGCCCUCGGCCAGCCUGCUCUGCGCCAAGGCCGAGUGUCUGCUGCGAUUGGAGGAGCUCGUGCGCCAGUUCCUCAUCUCCAAGGAGACGCUGUCGAUCCGGAUGCUGGACGACGCCCACGACCCGACGCCGCUGCUCAAGGAGAUUCGGGACGACAAGAUCUCGACCAUCAUCGUCGACGCCAACGCCUCCCUCUCCUACCUCGUCCUCAAGAAGGCCUCGGAGCUGGGCAUGCACCUCGGCCUCCUAUCAAUAUACAUCCUGACCACCCUGGAUUCCCCCAGCCUGCCGGCUGGAGCGACGUGGUGACGCUCACUCCAAGGUCCUGGCUUCUCCGUCCCACCACAACAGCCACCGCUUCUACCCGAGUCGUCCGCCAGCCUCCACAUGUCCUGGCGGGGAGACCUGCGAGCGCAGCCUGCUUCCCGCG